AUGCAAAUCAAUUAAAGAAUUGGAAUUUGAAUAAUUAUUAGAUUAUUCGAAUGAGAUAUGAGAUUUGUAAAAUCAUCCAAACUUAAAAAGUUAUUUAUUUGUUGUACUGACUGCCAUUGUGUAGCUACAAUUUUUAAUAGAAAAGAACAUGUACAGUACGCUAUCUCUUUUGAAUAAAGAUGAAAAAGUCAUACUUGUUAUUGUGUCUUUUACUCAUAACCAAUUUUUCAAUAACGGUUUACGCACAGCAAGUAGAAUUAUAUGAUGCCACCAGCGAUGCCAUCGAUUUUUUCAUCACGGUCAUGGUCCCACUGUUGGCAAUAUCACUCUUUGAAACAAAGAGACGAACAAAAAGAAAUAUAUUCACUUUUCUCGACGAUUUCAUAAUCUAUUCCAGCUUCCUCAUACCCGUCAUAUAUUUCUAUUUCUACAGUAUCAGGACCGGUACAACCCACACACUGAAUUUUGCAGUAGCUUGUGCCCUAUUUUUUGCUCUUAUUUUGAUACUGUUUGAAUUCUUACUUUUCAUGAGGGAAGAUUAUUUUAGAAGAUACAAGAGAUUUUGUAGUAUAAUCUAUGCAUUCAUUCUUUCUGUAAAUGUAUUUGAGCUAGGAAUUAUUUUUAAGACCAACACAGUAGUGAAAAAAUUAGAUCCUUAUGUUAUGACUGCCAUUUGUGAUGGAGGUCGUGUCAGAUGUAAUCUUGCUACUGCUUUGCUCAUAAUAGCCGUCAUUUCUUCGCUUCUACUUUUGCUUCUGCCAAUAUCCAAAGCGAUCGGGCGUUGCUACCUCACUUCAUUCUAUGUAAAACUUUCUUCAACUUUAUGUCAUGCAGUGAUAAUAAGCAUGGUAACACUAGUGACGGGGUGGACACUAAGUAAUAGUGAAUAUGUGACGAAGAUUGUAUUGGCUAUUGGUACAUUAUCUAUCACACGAAUUAUUAAUCGUUUCAGGGAUUUUGAUACUAGCAAAGUAAUAAACGUCCAAGGACAAGAAGAAAUACCCAAAAGAAUUUUGUUGUCGCAUUUUUUGUUCGAUUUUGAUGACUUAUCUAAUGGGAUCAAAGAAACAAAAGAACUCAAGCAAACGGUUUAAAAACUCUAUUAUUCUAAUAUGGAUUUGUAAAUAUUUUAUCCCAAUGAAAAUAAAUUAUUUUGAUUCUCUUAUUAUUUUUAUAAUUUUAAUAUGCCGAAAUUAUUUGCAUAAAAUUCUAUCAGGUUCGCAUAGUGAAUUAUCUAUUCAAAGAUGAGUUCAUGGUCCUCACUCCUCAGCAUUAAAUUUUCAUCCAAUUCGUUUCCAUAUCGUAGAGUUGCUAAAAAUAGGAUCUGUCUAUGUUUCUAAACUUCAGUGAUGAUACCAAGCUUAACAUGAAGAUUGAUCAAAUGACGCCAAAGAUUCUAAAUCACUAUCCAAUAAAGAGUGAGGCGAAAUAACAUCUGAAACUCAUUUAAGGCCAUAUAUCACGCGAUAUCAUUCGCAUUUUAGCUCUAGGUCUUUAUUCAUAAUAUCAUAUUUGUCGCAUCAUUU
This is a messenger RNA of Rhizophagus irregularis DAOM 181602=DAOM 197198, 1526 nucleotides long. The record is from RefSeq and is a predicted model, not a curated record. NCBI's taxonomy places the organism in Eukaryota, Fungi, Glomeromycota, Glomeromycetes, Glomerales, Glomeraceae.